ACUGUGUCCUACCAAAAAGGGUAAUUUUAUAUAAUUUCAUUAGGUAUACUGACAGCCUAGAUUCCUAUGAUUCAUUGCAUAGUUGGACAGUUAAAGCACAAAUCGAUAAUCUUCCAAGGGUAAUGGCAAGCCAAGCCUAAUUUCUGGUGUCCUAACUUAUGGCCAGGGGCUUUCUCUGCCACAUAAUUUUUAAGUUAAGUGCUAGAAACUCUUAAAUUCUUUGCAUUAUUAUAUCAUUUGCUCCUUACUGUAUUUCACAACUGAGGAGCACAGAGAGGGUAAGUAACCUUGCCAAGGCUACUCAGCCAGUAAGUGGAGAUGCAGGAAUUUAAAACUAGGUAGUCUGACUCCAGUUCUGAUCCCGGUUGAAUGGUGAUCCUAUUCUUCACAAAAUCGUUUUUCAGAUAUUUUUGUCCAAUUCAGAUGCUCAGUGAUAUUGUUAUUACAAUAAUGAGGUGUCUUAUUUAAGAUCUGAGAACAGGAGAUGUGAAGAUUGAGGAGAUGGAGGCCCCUGGCAUUUUCAUACCUAAGUUUUGUUACCCUUUAGAGAAAAUCUUCUCCAGUGCUAAAAUCAAUCAGAUGAUGACCUGAAGUGCUUCAGAUCUUAACAGGACCUGCAAUUGGAAAAACUGGGGAUAUGUGUCCCACACCAUGAUAAAGUAAGUUUCAGGAUUGUAAGCAGAGGACCUGUUCUUACCAGGACCAUGUUUUUGUUGUUGCACAGGUGGAAAAGAUAAUGACUCCUGAUGGGAACCAGAGUAGUGAUGCAACAGAGUUCGUCCUGGCAGGGUUCCCACAUCUCAACAACGCAAAAGUGGAAUUAUUUUCUGUCUUCCUUCUUGUCUGUCUCCUGAUUCUGACAGGCAAUGUGUUGAGUGGGGUGGUAAGGGCUGAUACUUGGCUACAGACCCCCAUGUACUUCUUUCUGGGUAACCUCUGCCUAGAGAUUCUGCUCACUUCCGUCAUCAUUCCAAAGAUGCUGAGCUAUUUCCUCUCAAGGCAACACACUAUUUCCUUUGCUGCGUGUAUCACCCAAUUCUAUUUCUACUUCUUUCUCGGGGCCUCUGAGUUCUUACUGUUGGCUGUCAUGUCUGUGGAUCGCUACCUAGCCAUCUGUCAUCCUCUGCGCUACCCCUUGCUCAUGAGUGGGGCUGUGUGCAUUCGUGUGGCCUUGGCCUGCUGGGUGGGGGGACUCGUCCCUGUGCUUGGUCCCACAGUGGCUGUGGCCUUGCUUCCUUUCUGUAAGCAGGGUGCUGUGGUGCAGCACUUCUUCUGUGACAGUGGCCCACUGUUACGCCUGGCAUGCACCAACACCAAGAAGCUGGAGGAGACUGACUUUGUCCUGGCCUCCCUUGUCAUUGUAUCUUCCUUGCUGAUUACUGCUGUGUCCUACGGCCUCAUUGUCCUGGCUGUCCUGAGUAUCCCCUCUGCUUCAGGCCGUCAGAAGGCCUUCUCUACCUGUACCUCCCACUUGAUAGUGGUGACCCUCUUCUACGGAAGUGCCAUUUUUCUCUAUGUGAGGCCAUCGCAGAGUGGUUCGGUGGACACUAACUGGGCAGUGACAGUAAUAACGACAUUUGUGACACCACUGCUGAAUCCAUUCAUCUAUGCCUUACGUAAUGAGCAAGUCAAGGAAUCUUUGAAGGACAUGUUUAGGAAGGUAGUGGCAGACUUUUUAAUGAAUCUUUUACUUGAUAACUGUCUCAAUGAGAAAGCAGUAAGGUGAGAGUGAAGAGACUGGUAACU
Molecule: messenger RNA, 1746 nt
Organism: Macaca mulatta (Rhesus monkey)
Lineage: Eukaryota; Metazoa; Chordata; Mammalia; Primates; Cercopithecidae
Source: RefSeq, a predicted model, not a curated record